Betta splendens (Siamese fighting fish) is the source of this 1651-nucleotide messenger RNA. RefSeq names its product adaptor related protein complex 1 subunit mu 2 (gene ap1m2). The record is from RefSeq and is a predicted model, not a curated record. The transcript has 12 exons. Gene Ontology annotation, cellular component: clathrin adaptor complex; clathrin-coated vesicle. Gene Ontology annotation, molecular function: clathrin-cargo adaptor activity. Bases 179 to 1453 code for a protein of 424 amino acids. Gene Ontology annotation, biological process: intracellular protein transport; vesicle-mediated transport. NCBI's taxonomy places the organism in Eukaryota, Metazoa, Chordata, Actinopteri, Anabantiformes, Osphronemidae.
AACAGCUUCAGGAAACGAACGCAGGGAAACGGUGGAGUCCGUGCUCGCUUCAGGCUUAUUAGCGCGUUUAGUUUGCAAAGCGAAACCACGUGAAAGCCAGUAAAGACUCGGGACCCAAACUUUGAACGAACUCUUUCUCGAAGAACUCCCAUGUUGUGCUGUUGUGGCGACAGUCACGAUGUCUGCCUCCGCUAUAUUCGUCCUGGAUCUGAAAGGGAAGGUGCUGAUUUGUCGGAACUACAAAGGCGACGUGGACAUGGCAGAGGUUGACCACUUCAUGCCUUUACUCAUGCAACAUGAGGAGGAAGGGCUUCUCUGUCCUGUCAUAUCACAUGGUAAUGUUCACUUCAUGUGGAUCAAACACAGCAACCUGUACCUGGUGGCCACCACAAACAAGAACUCCAACGCUUCCCUGGUGUACUCGUUUCUCUACAAACUAGUUGAGGUGUUCACAGAGUACUUCAAAGAGCUGGAGGAGGAGAGUAUUCAGGAUAAUUUUGUGGUCGUCUAUGAGCUGCUGGAUGAACUCAUGGACUUCGGAUUCCCACAGACAACGGACAGCAAGAUCCUACAAGAAUACAUUACUCAGGAAGGUGCAAAGCUUGAGGUGGCCAAGUCCAAGGUGCCAACUACGGUUACCAACGCCGUCUCCUGGAGGUCAGAAGGUAUUAAAUACAAGAAGAACGAGGUCUUCAUAGAUGUCAUCGAGUCCAUCAACGUACUGGUGAACGCCAACGGCAGUGUGAUGAGCAGUGACAUCGUGGGCAGCAUUAAGCUGAAGACCAUGCUGUCAGGGAUGCCUGAGCUACGGCUGGGCCUUAACGAUCGCGUGCUUUUUGCCCUCAGUGGACGGGACAAGGGCAAGACAGUGAUGAUGGAGGAUGUAAAGUUCCACCAGUGUGUCCGCCUGUCGCGUUUUGAGAGUGAUCGAACAAUCUCCUUCAUUCCUCCAGACGGGGAGUCUGAACUCAUGUCUUACCGCAUUAAUACCCAUGUCAAACCUCUCAUAUGGAUCGAAUCCAUCAUAGAGAAAUUCUCUCACAGCAGAGUGGAAAUCAUGGUUAAGGCAAAGGGGCAGUUUAAAAAGCAGUCUGUGGCAAACAACGUGGAGGUAAGAGUCCCGGUCCCCAGUGAUGCCGACUCACCCAAGUUUAAAACCAGCACGGGAAACGCAAAAUAUGUGCCUGAGAAAAAUCUGGUGGUUUGGACCAUUAAGUCUUUCCCUGGAGGUAAGGAGUUUCUGAUGAGGGCUCAUUUUGGUCUGCCUAGUGUGGAAAAUGAUGAGGCAGAAGGCAAACCUCCCAUCACAGUCAAAUUUGAAAUUCCAUACUUCACAGUGUCAGGAAUACAGGUGCGAUAUAUGAAGAUCAUAGAAAAAAGUGGUUACCAGGCCUUACCCUGGGUCCGCUACAUAACUCAGAGUGGAGAUUACCAACUGAGGACUAAUGUGUAAAGCCUGGGACUAUGGCGUAUUCCUCACUUCAGAGGAGCAUCAAUGAUCACUUUACCUUGACUGAAACUGUAUCUUUAAAAUUUCACCUGUUGCUAAUCUUGUUUUAUGAAAGCUGCCUGCAGUUUUCUGCAGCAAUUUUAAUAUUUCCACCAAAUAUUUAAGUACUUACUGUUAUAAAAACUAUACCUUUAAACUAUU